This is a messenger RNA of Meloidogyne enterolobii, 975 nucleotides long. The record is from the annotation of a GenBank genome assembly. NCBI's taxonomy places the organism in Eukaryota, Metazoa, Nematoda, Chromadorea, Rhabditida, Meloidogynidae.
AUGGUUUUGGAGAGAAGUGUGGAUAAACGAACAUUGGCAACAGUACAGCUUGAUUAUUCUAUUAGAAUGAAUGACCCUGGGAGAGAGACACGAGGGCUAAUGGUUAUUAGGCAAACUAAAAAGACGAGAGCUAAACAGCGAAAACAAGCUAUUGCCAAUUGGAAAGUAAAAAAAUUUUCAAGGAUUAAAAAUUGUAAAAAAAUUUUAAAGUCAAUAGGCCGCAAAAUUAUCACAAUGGCCAAAGAACUUGGAUUAGAAGCAACAAGUUAUUUACUUCACAGUCACGACAGACUAGUCACCGAUGAGACUGUUGGGGGAGGUGGAGGGCAGAACCCUAGAAACUCUUUUGGAAUACGCCCUCCAACCUCGAUAGCUGGUAAUAGUUCUCCAAACAGUUACAGACCUGGUGGAGGGAGGAAGAUAUAUACAAGAGGUGUUGGAGAUGGUGGAGGGGAGGAUGCUGGUGAUCGGGAGGAGAAUAUAAAACUAAACGCUGGAAAUGACAAUACUAACCAGCAUGUCAACUUCCAAUACUAUCGCCUAGAAGAUCGCCAAAUGUCUCCAGCAUUGCGUUCUGUCGUUACCCAUGCAGCAAUAAACAAUGCAAAAUUAAUGCAGAUGAAUAAUCAAAAACAGCUUCAGCUAGCAGGCAAUCGAAAACUUGCAAAUGGAAAUAUACUUCCCGGAGUAGCAGACGCAGCUAGAAGGCUUUUAGUUUCAGCUAAAGGAACAUCAGAAGAGCGAAUAAUUUCAUCGUUUACCGAAAUUCAGUUACCUGUCUAUUCCAAUAUUAGAAACCAACAACACCAACACGUUCAUCUUACCCAACGUAAAUUAGUUCCCUCUGUGGGAAGUAGAGUAAGAGGUGUUGAAAUGUUACCUUCUAACGAUGUUCCAAACAUUCCUGCUUCGGAAAUUAAGACAGGUAAAACUAGCUGUUCCUUAAUUUUUGUAGGGGUCUUUUCAAUUACCUAG